Naegleria gruberi is the source of this 750-nucleotide messenger RNA. RefSeq lists its product as uncharacterized. The transcript has a single exon. Gene Ontology annotation, molecular function: oxidoreductase activity. Bases 1 to 750 code for a protein of 249 amino acids. The record is from RefSeq and is a predicted model, not a curated record. NCBI's taxonomy places the organism in Eukaryota, Heterolobosea, Eutetramitea, Acrasida, Naegleriidae.
AUGUCCACUUCAUCAAAGCUCGUCGUUAUUACUGGUGCUUCCUCUGGUAUUGGAGAAGCUGCAGCUGAACUUUUGCAUUCAAAGGGUUAUAAAUUGUUGCUCCUUGCUCGUCGUUUGGAACGUAUGCAGGAAUUUGUAAAGCAACAUUCCAUGACUGAACAAGAUACUCUCAUUGCCCAAUGUGAUGUUACUCAAGUUGAUGAUAUUAAGAAGGCCAUUGAUCAUGCUCAAGAUCAUUUCAAAUUACCAGUCGAUUGUUUAAUUAAUAAUGCAGGUGUCAUGUAUUUGCAACAAUUGGCCGAUCAAUCCUUACAAAGACAAGAAACCAUGAUCUCCACCAAUGUAAAUGGUAUUUUGAAUGGUAUUAAUGUUGUUCUCAAAUCAAUGCUCGAACGUCAAACUGGUACCAUUAUUAACAUUAGUUCAAUUGCUGGUAAGAAGAGUUUUGGAAAUCACGUUGCUUAUUGUGGUACUAAAUUUGCUGUUCACGGAUUGACAGAAGCUUUGAGAUCUGAAGUUUCUGGAUCCAAGGUCAGGGUCAUUGUCAUAGCUCCCGGAGUCACCCAAACUGAGUUAUUGGGUCACAACGACAAGGAUCAAGUAGAUCCAUACGAGGAUUGGAAAAAGACCAUGUCUUUGGGUGUCUUGAAAUCUGAAGAUGUUGCUGCCAGUAUUUUGUUUGCCUAUGAAGCUCCUCCUCAUGUUUGUAUCAGAGAAAUUGCCUUGGCUCCAACUGAACAACGCGAUUAA